Columba livia (rock pigeon) is the source of this 5218-nucleotide messenger RNA. It is a transcript of the gene BABAM2, whose product is annotated as BRISC and BRCA1 A complex member 2. Gene Ontology annotation, cellular component: BRISC complex; BRCA1-A complex. Bases 1 to 1488 code for a protein of 495 amino acids. The transcript is spliced from 12 exons. Gene Ontology annotation, biological process: double-strand break repair. NCBI's taxonomy places the organism in Eukaryota, Metazoa, Chordata, Aves, Columbiformes, Columbidae. The record is from RefSeq and is a predicted model, not a curated record.
AUGGCCCGCAGGGGCCUUCGGCCGGGAGGGCUGCCCUUGGCGAACGCCUGCUGGCAAGGCCGCCCCCUCCCCUCCUCGCCCUGUCCCACGCCCCGCUCCGGUCGCGAAGAAACCGCCGCCCCACGCCUGCGCGGCGAGACCGUCUGCCCAGGCACUGCGGCGGCCGCCAAUAUCGAGGCCGGUGAAGACCCCCUCCGUCCCGGGGAGCGGAGGCGCGCACGCCGCGCGGUGGGGCGGGAGCGGGUGGCCGGGACUGGCGCGUGGCCGCGGCCGUUGCUAAGGGGCUGUGUUCCGGCCGCCGUAGUUCAAGGCAAAAGAAAAGAGGAAUAUACUAAGAUGUCACCUGAAGUUGCCUUGAACAGAAUCUCUCCAGCACUCUCACCCUUCAUUUCCAGUGUGGUCAGAAAUGGAAAAGUGGGACUGGAUGCUACUAAUUGUUUACGGAUUACAGACUUGAAAUCUGGCUGUACGUCCUUGACACCUGGACCUAGCUGUGAUCGGUUUAAGCUACAUAUCCCUUAUGCUGGAGAAACACUCAAAUGGGAUAUAAUUUUCAAUGCUCACUAUCCUGACCUGCCACCAGAUUUUAUCUUUGGAGAAGAUGCUGAAUUUUUGCCAGAUCCUUCUGCCUUGCAUAAUUUAGCAUCUUGGAAUCCUUCAAACCCGGAAUGCCUCCUGCUUGUUGUGAAAGAGCUUGUGCAACAGUAUCACCAAUUUCAGUGCAGCCGAUUACGUGAGAGCUCUCGUCUCAUGUUUGAGUAUCAGACUUUACUUGAAGAGCCCCAGUAUGGAGAAAACAUGGAAAUCUAUGCUGGCAAAAAAAACAACUGGACUGGAGAAUUCUCAGCUCGCUUCCUCUUGAAGCUGCCUGUAGAUUUCAGCAAUAUUCCUACAUACCUUCUCAAGGAUGUGAAUGAAGAUCCUGGAGAAGAUGUCGCACUUCUGUCCGUUAGUUUUGAGGAUGCAGAAGCUACUCAGGUUUUUCCCAAGCUGUAUCUCUCCCCACGUAUUGAACAUGCGCUUGGAGGAUCAUCUGCCCUUCAUAUUCCAGCCUUUCCUGGUGGCGGUUGUCUUAUCGACUAUGUACCCCAAGUAUGCCAGCUGCUAACAAAUAAGGUACAAUAUGUUAUUCAGGGAUACCAUAAGAGAAGAGAGUAUAUCGCAGCUUUCCUGAGUCACUUUGGAACUGGUGUGGUGGAAUAUGAUGCAGAAGGCUUCACAAAGCUUACUCUGUUGCUGAUGUGGAAAGAUUUUUGCUUCCUUGUUCACAUCGAUCUACCCCUGUAUUUUCCUCGAGACCAACCGACCCUGACGUUUCAGUCCGUCUACCACUUCACUAACAGUGGCCAGCUCUACUCCCAGGCCCAGAAGAAUUACCCAUACAGCCCCCGUUGGGAUGGCAACGAAAUGGCCAAGAGAGCCAAGGCCUAUUUCAAAACAUUUGUCCCUCAGUUCCAGGAGGCAGCAUUUGCUAAUGGGAAGCUCUAGGCAGCCGCGGGCACGGAGAUGACACUGGACAGAUCCUUCACUCUGCGCUUGUCAGCCCACACGAAGAACUCCUGGAAGUGGGUUGGACUGUCUUAAUAACGUGCAUUCUUGCCUCUGAAAUGGUUUUAGUAGCUUCAGUUUCUGUCAGAUUUCUGAAACAAAGACAUCAUUAGCAUGCUUAAAAUGGGAUAUUUGAUAUUCGUCCUGUCCCUUUGCCUCUGCUGUCACCAUUCCUUUAUGUAUCUACUGGAUUAAAUCUAAAAGGGCGUGUUUUGGUGUGAUAACAUUUUCUUGUGCCAGCACAAUAUCCUGUGUGUUAGGCCUUGUUUCCUUGACUUCAGAUGGUGUAAAUUGUAUUUUUUUUUUCCCCACAGAAAUAUGGUGUAAUUUGUAUCUUUAGUUAACAUUUCCAGCUUAUCCUAAGAAAAUAUAAAACUGCCGUAUGUACCGGGAAUGCCUCAUGGACUGUACGGUGCCAUAUUCUGCCUUGGAGCUUUGCGUCUCACUGUGGUUGUUAUUCUCACAGGUAUGGAUAUGAGUUGCACAGUUCAAUUCUCAGUGCCUUUCAAGUUGGUCUGAUAUCUAUAUGGCAGGGUGUUGAACGUUUGUUGUGUUUUGUUGUUUUGGGGUUUUUUUUAUGUUUCAGUUGAAAGCUCAUCGUAGAUUAAAUGCUAUGUUUUUAUGCUUUGUUUUUAUUUCCAGUUGUACAUUUUGGGUGUUUUUCUAAUGAACUCCUCUUGCCAUUACAAAAAAGUUCUACUUCUUCGCUACCACUGUGCAAGGAACUAGUUAUAUAAAUCAGUAUAACAAAAUAAAUCUCCAUCACAAACCUGCAAUUUUUCCAAGCAAGAUAAAUAUUGCUAAAGAGCAAACUUUCAACAAAGGAAUGAAUGAUGUCUUGGAAAAUAACUGAUGAAAUAAUGUAGGGCUAUAGGUAUUUAGCUUUAGUUCAACAUGUCUUCUCAGAAGUAAUAUUAAGUGUAUAUAACUGGAAACAUCGCCUCCCCUAAUUCUGAAAUGCCAAACGCAAAAUCCCAUUUAUUCAUCCUUUCUUUCACGCUUGUGUCAGGCGCACCAGUUGGGGCUGACUGUCACGAUGUCACUUCCUACAUUAAUUUGUAAAUAGACCAGGGUACUUUCCAGUAAGGAAUAAAAUUAACAGUGUAUGUUGCUUAUAAAUGGGCUAUGGAAAAUGUGCCCUGCUUCUGCUAAAUAUGAGGAACUAAAUGAAUAGUAUGCAGAUGAUACAGUGGCACUGGAAAACAUUUAAUUUGAAAUCAUUCACUCUAACACCACUGUCUGCUUAUGCAAUGAAAUCUCAUCAAAUUACUUGAUUGGCAGGAUUCUCCUGCCCUUUCUAAAACUUGUUAUUUUACAUUGAAAAUAGUGCUUUGCAGUGGAAUGUCCAUGUAGGAAAUGUAGAUGGGUUUUGAGCAGUGAAGCUUAAUAAUUAAGAAUUAUCCAAAAAAAUUGCCUCUAGAAACUACGGGUAUUUUUUAGCUAGUUUAAAGGCAAAAUUUUAGUCUAAUAUUGAAGUUCUUGCCCAGAAAUUAAGCUUCAAACAAAUCAGAAGUCUUACUGCAGAUCUAGGGAGGAGGGGGCAUAUUCUGUCCUGUGACCCACCCCCUCGUGUUAUCUGGGAGCUGUAAAGGGCUCCAAAGGUCUGAAUCUGAAUUCUCCCCAUGGAGGCAUUGCAUUAGGCUUUUGUGUUGAAACCAAGACCUACAGCAGAUGUGGAGGGUCAUGGUUUUAUGUGAAACUGUAAUUGCACGACUUGAAAUGACUGAAAACAGACAUCGAUCAGUAUAGCGGAACGAUCUCACAUUUGCGUUUCUUCAGGUAAAAGUCAAAGCCACACACAAGUAUUCAAGAAAAAGCAAACUCUUGUGAAUGGGCUGGGAGAAGGAGGGUGGCUAAUGAAAAACAUCCGUUCUUAUAGUGUUCAAAAUCUGGCAGAAACCAUCUCUAGCAUCUUCAAAAGGUAAAAACGAAACCCUCAAGUUGCGUCAAUAGAUUCCUGGACUCUUUUAUAACCUUCUGUUUGAUUCAGUAUUGUAGUGAUUGCCCCAUGAACGCAGUGUUGGCAUUAUGUACCUGAUUGUCUAAGUGGCUUUAGCUUUUUUUUUUUAAUCUUUUCAGAAGUUACCGCCAUUCAAAGCCUAGCAAUUGCAAAAUGUUGCAAAAAGAGGUCCGCUCUUCAGAAUUAAUACUCAUUUUCAACCAAAAAUGCAUCCUUCACCUCAAUCCUAGUAAUUCUGGACAAAGGACUGCUUUAUUAUUAAAGAACUAAGAAUUUUAGAAACCAUGUAAGAAAAGACUUGGAGGAUGUAAAAAGCCUAAACCAGCAAUUCCUCAUCUUGAAUUCAAUAGUUGCACCAACUUUUCACUAGUAUAUACAGAAACGAACAAAUGGUUUGUCUAAUUUUACAUCACAGAAUCACAGAAUGGUCGGGAUUGGAAGGGGCCUCUGGAGAUCAUCUCGUCCAACCCACCUGCUAAAGCAGGUUCUCCCAGAGCAGGUGGCACAGGAAUGUGUCCAGGUGGGUUUUGAAUGUCUCCAGAGAAGGAGACUCCACAACCUCUCUGGGCAGCCUGUUCUGGGGCUCUGGCACCCUCAGAGUACAGUAGUUUUCCCUCAUAUUGAGAUGGAACCUCCUAUGGUUCAGUCUAUGCCUGUAGCCCCUCAUCCUAUCACUGGGCACCACUGAAAGGAGUCUGAUCCAGCCUCUUGACACCCACCCUUGAGAUAUUUAUAAGCAUUGAUAAGAUCCCUCUCAGCCUUCUCUUCUCCAGGCUGAACAGACCCAGCUCUCAGUCUCUCCUCAUAAGAAAGAUGCUCCAGACCCCUCAUCAUCUUCGCAGCCCUGAUAUCAUGCUACAGCUGGUAAUGUUUAAAAAAAAAAAAAAGGUAGAAGUUGAGAAACUGAACUGUUUGUGUCUAAGAUAAAGUCUGCAAGUUUGACAGUUUUCAGAUUAGAAGAAAAUGCAUUUUUCUUACACUCAAUGAACAUAUACCUUAUUUCAAAACCAGCCUUGCGCUCUCUGACCUCCACAGUAUUUUAUGGAGCCCUUCCUGAUAGUUCUCCAAAUGAUGUUUCGGGGGUGGUAGCACUACACAUGGGGUAUUGGGACGAAAGACAUGAAAAUGAGUGAGCUCUUCAGAAGGAGCAUUACCAUAUAAAUUCUACAUCAGAAACAAGAGUCGGCUUGAAUAAUUUUAUAUCGAAUCAAGUAUUCAUUGAAGGCAAUCAAGUUAGCCACAAAAGUUUUAAUCUAAUAAAUUGGAGUUAUUUCUGUUCUCUCCUGUUUUAUGGUAAUAUCCAUUGUGACCAGUUUAAUGGCAGUGAGACUUUCAGCGCUUGCUUUCCUGUUACGUGAUAUAUGCCCUUACAAGGAGUAGUCAGAGCUAGGCUAGUUUCUUUGGUUUAUGAGAACCACAAAACACAGGAGAAAAAUAGCGAUUGUUACAAACAUAUCAGCAAGCCUAAAUUCUACUCUGUCAUAAUUUGUAUUUAAAGAAUGCAGUGAAUCUCUACUUACUAAUCUCUAUUAAUGCAUAAUUUCCAAAGGUCCUUAAAGUGCAAACUUCAAUCAAGCCUUUAUUCGUCCACGUACAUAAUCCACUGUGCUAGAAGUUAUACCAGGUCUUUCAGAUUGAAAGUUAUAUGUUUUGUGAACUUGCUGGAAAGACUGGAGAAAGAGCUGGAAGAACAAAGAAUAGUUAACUAUA